Nematocida parisii ERTm1 is the source of this 540-nucleotide messenger RNA. RefSeq lists its product as uncharacterized. The transcript has a single exon. The record is from RefSeq and is a predicted model, not a curated record. NCBI's taxonomy places the organism in Eukaryota, Fungi, Microsporidia. Bases 1 to 540 code for a protein of 179 amino acids.
AUGGAUUACAAAAAACAGUUGCAGACAGAGUACAGUGAAUGGAAUAAUAAAAAGGUGAAAAAGUACCAGAGAGCCAUACAAGUAAAAGGAUACACUGAGGAGCAGAUAUACAAUCAAAUAGAAAAUAUAACAAACAUAGCCAUAAAAGAGGUAGAAGAGUAUUUAGUAGAUUAUAUGAACAAAGAACCACUAAGUGAAGAGGGGUCCGCAGAUGAAGAGAGUUCUGAAGGUGCCAAUGAGGUAAGUGAAGUAUCUGGGGAGAGUGAAUCAGAGCACUCAGAAGUAGAGGAUGAAGAUGAUUUAAGUGUAUGUAGUGAUAAUGAUGAGGCAGAAAGCAAUCAAUCUGAGGAUGCUGAUGGCGAAUUAUCUGACGUACAAAGUGUUGAUCUGGAUAAAUUAGAUGAAGUAGAGAGUAAUGACCAUGACUACUCUUCUGGUGAAUUAAAUGACAUUUAUGGAUAUUUAGAGAAUGAAUGCGAGGAGUCUGGGGAUCUUUUAGAUGAGCCUGCUUUGGAUACGUUAAGAAAGCUUGGGAAAUAA